Molecule: messenger RNA, 1125 nt
Organism: Lynx canadensis (Canada lynx)
Lineage: Eukaryota; Metazoa; Chordata; Mammalia; Carnivora; Felidae
Gene: TMEM271
Product: transmembrane protein 271
Exons: 1
Coding region: 1-1125 (374 amino acids)
Source: RefSeq, a predicted model, not a curated record
AUGAAGUGGAGCGUCCGCGGGGCCUGCGCCGCGCUCUCCUCCUGCCUCCUGCUCGCCUGCGCGCUCAGCGCCGCCGCCGUCGGCCUCAAGUGCUUCUCGCUGGGCUCGGAGCUGCGCGGGGAGCCGUUCCGGCUGGGGGCGGCCGCCGGCGCCUUCUACUCGGGGCUGCUGCUGGCCGCCGGCCUUUCGCUUCUCGGCGCCGCCCUGCUCUGCUGCGGGCCCCGGGACGCGCCGCUCGCGGGGUCGGGCCCGGGCCCGGGGCUCGGGGUCCCCGCGGCCGCGGCGGGGGCUCCCGAGGCCGCGCCGGGAGAGCCGGGGGCCGCGGCCGGGCCCUCGGGGCCGGGGAGCAGCCAGAACCUGCUGCUGCUCGGCGUCCUCGUCUUCAUGCUCGGGGUCCUCAGCGCCUUCGCGGGCGCCGUGAUCGACGGCGACACCGUGUCCCUCGUGGAGCGCAAGUACUCCCACUACUGCCUGCCCCCGCGCGCGCCGGCCCCCGGCCCCGCCGCCGCCGCCGCCGCCGCCGCCCCCGGCCCGGCCCCCGGCGCGCCGCGCGCCCGCAGCACCCUGGACAGCGCCACGUCGGCCAAGUGCCGCCAGCUCAAGGACUACCAGCGCGGCCUGGUGCUCUCCACCGUCUUCAACUCGCUCGAGUGCCUGCUGGGCCUGCUCAGCCUCCUGCUCGUCAAGAACUACCGCGCGUCGCAGGCGCGGCGCGGCCGGCGCGGCCGGCGGAGGGCGGCCCGGGCCCUGGCGCGGCCCCGCGGCGGCCCCGGGCUCCGCGCGCAGCCGCCAGCCUCCCGGGCGCGGCGGGGCCGGCGGGGCCGGCGCGGUCGGCGGCUGCAGCCGCGGCCGAGCGACGCUUCCAUCCUGUCCCCGGAGGACUCGGACGUGGCCGCCCCGGGGGACUGCGCUGGCUUCGGGGCGCACCACGCAGUCUCCUACAUCAACGUGGGCGUCUUCCACGCGCUCGACGAGGCGGGUGUGGAGGUGUGCUGCGGAGGGCACCCGUCGGUGGAGCUGCCGGGGUACGCGCCCUCGGACCCCGACCUCAACGCCUCCUAUCCCUACUGCUGCCGGCAGCCCUGCGAGGCCGCGCGCCCCUGGGAGCCGAGCCGGGCCUGCUGA